Molecule: messenger RNA, 619 nt
Organism: Cynara cardunculus var. scolymus (artichoke)
Lineage: Eukaryota; Viridiplantae; Streptophyta; Magnoliopsida; Asterales; Asteraceae
Exons: 2
Coding region: 124-462 (112 amino acids)
Source: RefSeq, a predicted model, not a curated record
GUCCGCCAUUGAAGAGAAGCUCACGGAAACCUCGUGUUCUACCAAUCUCUUUUUUCACGUCAAACUCACUAUCUGUUGCAGCUUACGGGUUGCAAGGAUUAGCGGAGGGAGUGUAUUGUAUGUAUGAAGUUUUCCUUCCCGGAGAUCAGUUAUUGUUUCGGUGGUACACCGGCGGUUGAGACCAUCGCCGCCGAGGUUCCUAGUCAUCGGAGGCGUAUGACGCAAGGUAACUCGACAAAACACUGGAGACCGGCGCUGGCAGCGAUCGCAGAAGACGGUGUAGCUCGGGAGGUGCGUAGGAAGAGGGCUGAAUCAACGGCUUCCUUCAGAUCUGAGAAGAAACCGUUGAUUAAAAGCAAAUUGGCCGGAAAAACUCGAUCUGGUUCUUAUGGUUCUGAUUACAGGGAAUCGAGUCAUCCGAUGGCUCUUCCAGCUUUCUCUCCAGCACCAUUUCUAGUUUGAUUUUGAAGAUUGGUCACUGUCUUCUCCAUUCUGGUUUUCCCCUAAUCCCUUGUAUAAUGAAAAUUGUGAAUUAAUUUCCAAUCUGUAUGUAGUGGGAUGAAUCGGAACAUGGAAGCUGCCAAUAAAUAUAAUUGCAAUUUACUAUCUAUUUUCAAAA